Messenger RNA from Aspergillus caelatus, 359 nucleotides. RefSeq lists its product as uncharacterized. The record is from RefSeq and is a predicted model, not a curated record. NCBI's taxonomy places the organism in Eukaryota, Fungi, Ascomycota, Eurotiomycetes, Eurotiales, Aspergillaceae. The transcript has 2 exons. The coding region runs from base 67 to 324 and encodes 85 amino acids.
UUCCACACAGCCUACUCUUCCUUUCUUCGAGUGGUGCUAACAUAUUCUACUGUCGGAUAGUUCGCAAUGGGUACCAAUGAAAAAGCUACUCCGCCGAAUUCUCAACCAUCCUCUCCGCCAACACUUUCGCGAACUGUUACUAUCCUUCGGAAUAUCGUACGAAGUCCGCGGGCCUUACCUUUUAUCGCACUGAUCACUCCGCCUGUGCGAUGGUUUUGGAAUUACAUGGGAUGGCCUAACGGAGGAGACGUGGCCCAUUCACUAAACCUCGGACUAUUAAUACUGUAUUUUAUCAUAUCGCAAUAUGUUCGCAGGUACGAUUGAUGGACUGGAAGACAAUAAUUUAUUAUACUCAAUAA